CCGGACGGCACCGAAGAUGAACACCGUCCAAAGCACGGGCCAUGCAACCGUUCGGAAUAAGAAAGAUUCACAGUUCGAGGAGUUAACAGUCUCUUCCUCGGAGAAAAGAAAUUGGAGAGGCAUUUUUAUAGCGCUUUUAGUGAUUGCUGCCGUACUGGGGCUAAUAGUGUUUUCGAUUCUACUUCUGUCGCCAGAAAUUGAAAACUCCAAGCUACACGGUCGUCGCAUAUCGCUCUACGACAUCAAGUCGGGCCGCUAUGACUGGAACGCGCAGAACGGGUCCUGGAUUAACCGGUACGAGUAUGUAUUCAUUAACUCUGAGGGCGGCCUGACAUCGCUGCAGAUCAGCCGCACCAGUGGCUUCCGGUUCGAGGUGCUGAUGAACAACUCGACUUUCCGGCAACUGAACGUGGACAGCUACGAUGUGUCACCAGAUCGGAACUUUGUGCUGCUGUACGCUGCGAAAGGCAAUGCUCAGCAGAGCAACCGCAGCUACUUCAUCUACGAUCUGACCUCCUCGAACGUGUUUCCACUGUCGGUGAAGGAAGGCGAUCAGCUGGCACCGCAGCUGCAGCGGGUCCUUUGGGCGCCGAUCGCCCCGACACCGAACGCUUCCGGCGGGCAGCAACAGCAGCAGCAGCAGAUGCCAUCAUCGUCGUCGUCGUCGUCCUUUGCUGGCUGGACUACGUCCGCGCAGGGUAUCGCGUUUGUGCACCAGGGCGAUAUUUACUACAAACCACGCGUACAGUACGAUCUGAUCUGCCGCAUCACCACCAACGGAAAGGAUGGUGGCGUGCUGAACGGAGUGCCGGACUGGCUGUACGCGAACGUGCCAGAGCUGAAGGGGCCGACACUUAUGUUUUCACCUGAUGGCCAGUACCUGUCCUUUCUGUCCUUCAACGUGACGCAGGUGCAGCGGUAUCAGUACCUCUGGUAUGGUGAUGGGCAGCAGUACCCGAAGAUGCGCAGCAUCCGGUACCCGAAGGUGAACUCGCCCAACCCGAACGUAACAGUGUCGGUGGUGCACCUCGGUGUGCUGAAGUACAUCUUCCCGAAGCAGAUCAGCGUCCCGGCGCACAUCCUGGCCACCGCCAGCUACGUCGGCGGGCUGCGCUGGUUGUCGGCCGCCGAGCUGUCGGUCACUUACGCCAGCCGCAACCAGAGCCUGGCGCACGUGUUGCUGUGCCGAGCGCCAACCUUCGCCUGUGUGGAGAUCUUUCAGGAGAAAGCGGUCGCCAACUCGUGGGUGCUGAUCGGCGAGAGUCCGCUGUUCAUCCGGAGGCAGCCCGCGGACCUCGACGCCCGUGACGGGUCGCCGGGAGCAGCGGUGCCGACGGCGCCAACCCCACCACCAGCCGUGGCACAGCCAACGCCCCGAGUCGAGCCGUCGCCGAGGCCGCUUUACAUGGUGAAGCGGUUGAAUGUGCGGGACGGGUCCCACGGGUACUACCGGCACCUGGUGCUGGUGCAGCUCGGCACCAAGCGCACCAUCACGCUGACGAUGGGCCAGUUCGAGGUGACGGAGAUCGUCGGCUACGAUGCCCGGCGCGGUCUCGUGUACUUUAUGGCCGCCCCGUACCACAAGCCGGGCCAACGCCACCUGUACAAGAUACCGCUCGGGUUGGACCAGCUGACCGGCGCACCGCUGGCGGACGGCACGGACGAGCCGGACGGUGGGGGAGCGACUGGCGGCGGGGGCAGCCACCACCAUCCGGCGACCGGGAACGCCAGCAGCGACGUGCAGCCGUUGCGAAUGUUCGGGUCCGCCGUGCCGUAUUGCGUCACGUGUGGUAGCGGCCGCCCGCCGCCGGCCACCGAUGCGGAUGGUGAAUCGACGGGCGGAGGCGCGGGCCGGGGCGGGAAGCCGCUGCCGAACAACUGCCUGUACAACCGCGUCACGUUCAACGACGACUACACCUACUUUGUGCAGGAGUGCCUCGGGCCGGACUCGCCGUCCACGUACCUGAUCGAGGCCAGCACCGAGCGCCGGCUGCGCGUCCUCAACGACGGCAACGAGCUGCGCGACCAGCUCGCCCAGCUGGCCAAGCCCCAGAUCAUGACGUUCAGCGUGCAGAUCAAGUAUGACUUCAACGCGCAGGUUAAACUGUUCCUGCCGCCCGGCGUCAAGGAGGACGACGACCUGCAGCUGCCAUUAAUCCUGCACAUAGAGGCCGCCCCGGAGCGCCAGCUCGUGUCGGAGGAGUACCACGUGGACUGGAACUGGUACCUGAGCAGCCACCAGUCGUACAUUAUUGCCCAGAUCGAUGCCCGCGGGUCCGGCUUUCAGGGCGAGUCGCUCAAGACGCAGAUCCGGGGGCGCGUCGGCAUCGAGGUCGAGGACCAGCUGGCCGUGCUAAUGUAUCUGCGCGAUAAUCUGAAACUGGUAGAUCCGAACCGGAUCUGCGUGUACGGGAAGGGCUACGGUGGCUACAUCGCGGUGCAGAUGCUGGCAACCGACGCGAACCAGGUACUCAAGUGCGUGGCGGCCAUCUCGCCGAUCGUCUCGUUCCGCUACUACCAUUCCUUCUUCACCGAGCGCUACGUGCUGCAGCAGGAGGACAUCGAGCGGUCGCUGAUCGAAUCCGAUCUCUCUACCAAGGUGGCCGCCCUGGCCUCGAAGAACUUCCUGGUGAUCCACAGCACGGCCGACUGCAUGGUACACGAGCAGCACGCUGCCCUGCUCACCCGGGCGCUAGUCAACCGCGGUAUCAUCUUCCGGCACCAGAUGUAUGUCGACGAGGAUCACGAGUACAGGAGUGUGUCGGAGCACCUGUACCACACCAUCGAGACCUACAUCGAGGAAAACUUUGGCAACGAUAAUCAGGACUGGACGUCGGCAUUCUUUCUGUCUAAAACGUAGUUCUUUCUGGUGGUGUUCUGGUUUCCAGCAGUAGAACGAAAACCCAACUAGAAGAAGCAGCAGAAGAAAACAGAAGAAAUGAAAACAUACAAACACGUUUGAUUGAUGAUAGAAUAAUGAUAAUUCAAAACGAAAUAUGUGGUAAGAUAAGACAGCCCGAAUCGAAUCCCUAUCAAUAUGAUACAGUAUAUAACAGUGCGGCUCGACGGCAGCGCUGGGUAUGUGUGCUGAUGAGACCCAGGGAUUUAGCCGCUGGCGCCGAGGGUUACUGCCGGUCGGUGGUACUAGAGGUUUGGUUCGUACGAUUACUGCUAAAGACCGCGCACAAACCAAGUCAGCUGCCAGUCUUGGUCUGUCCAGAUCCUUUACUCCUGACUCUCGCGUGAGAAACUCCACACUCCGUAGUAAAAACCCCAAUUCACCCAAUCCUCCAAUCUCCUGCUGGCCUCGCUGUUGGUUACUGGUGCACGGAUAUUUGACAUCCGGCAUCUCCAAAUAGAAGACAACGUAUCCUUUCUCUUCUGGCGUUGCCGGGGAAGCCACGGCAGUCGCGGGUCACAGUCGUUUGCAUCCCGGCCACCCGGACUCUCUUACUCAUGGGAAUACAUCGCACACACCACCUGGCACCGGCCACCGGCCACGUCGGAUAACUUGGCCGUUUCGCCAUUUCUCCACUGAUCACCGAGAUCCACCGAAGAACAAUGG
This is a messenger RNA of Anopheles bellator, 3565 nucleotides long. Its product is annotated as inactive dipeptidyl peptidase 10. The transcript has 16 exons. Gene Ontology annotation, biological process: proteolysis. Bases 17 to 2860 code for a protein of 947 amino acids. Lineage: Eukaryota; Metazoa; Arthropoda; Insecta; Diptera; Culicidae. The record is from RefSeq and is a predicted model, not a curated record. Gene Ontology annotation, molecular function: serine-type peptidase activity; dipeptidyl-peptidase activity.